This is a messenger RNA of Lymnaea stagnalis (great pond snail), 13308 nucleotides long. The record is from the annotation of a GenBank genome assembly. NCBI's taxonomy places the organism in Eukaryota, Metazoa, Mollusca, Gastropoda, Lymnaeidae.
AGAGCCGAGACCUUUGGCUUAGGAUUUUGAGGUUAUCGAGGCUUGUCUGUUUAUAGUUAUUGGAGCAUCAAUUAACAAUGGAGUCUUUCGAAUGUGAUGUAGUUGUGAUUGGGGCUGGAUUAUCCGGCCUUUCAGCAGCAUACUAUUUAAAUAAAAAAGAUAAAGGCCUGAGAAUAAUUGUUCUUGAGGCGAAAGGUAAACACUGAAAUCCAUAUAAAUUAUAAAAAUUGUUAGUAUAAGUAUAAGAUAAAAAGUAUAAAUAAGAAGAAAAAAAUGACACUUUUUUUUCAAAAAGUUUUUUUUAAAAAAAGUUACUCAUGACAAACAUUUCAAUAAUAAGAGAACGUCUACUUUAUUAUCUACUCUUCUACUUCAUGACUUACCAAUUUCAUAAUUAUAAUGAUUAAAUCCAACAAAACAAUAUGAAUCAUAACCAGAAUGGCAGUAAUCAGUAAAUGUUUGAAUUGAUUUUGAUUGUCUUGUACUAUGAUCCAAAUAGGCAACUUAAUAUCAUUAUCAAUUAAAACAGUUUUUUAAUCAAAUAUAAUCUAACUGUAAAAUAUAGUCCUAUAAUUUAUAAUUAAACGAUACUUUAUUCCUUGAGACUUAAAAAUAUAACAGUUAACAAUCAUUCAUUAUUUAAAUCAUUUGGUGGUAGUCCCCAUUUUUUCCCAUGAACAAUAAUUCCAACUGAAACUGGACAAUGCCACCGUGGACUCGACAUCAAUCGAGAGUUUCAAGGCUGCCCUAGCACCCGCUAGGAGCCGUUAGACAGCCGCAUUGUUUCCCAAACCCUCGCACAUAUGGCAGUACUUGGUUGCAGCAACGUAGUCUAUCAGAAUAAGUUUUAGACAAUUUUAUCAGAUUUUCAGAUUGUGUUUUAGAAAUCAAAAGCUUUUCAUCUGGACAAGCUUAUGAUGACUAUUUUAUAAUAUACUUGAAGGACUCCAUCCAGAGUCAGUUAAGACAUCAGAGGUAUGCUUUGAUGGUACGAAGGAGGCGACCACCCUGGCAGCAUUUAGUCAGGAUAUGCCACUGCCCCUCCCCCCCCACCACCACCACCACGCUAAAUAUAUUUUAAUUUUAUCCUACACCCUUAGUUCAAGUCAACCUUUUGUUAAAUAACUGGAAAGAGAUUAGAAAAAAUAUUUUUGUUCUACAUUAGAGGCCGACCGAAUUUCGGCUUCGGUGCCGAAAGGGGCCAUUUUAUCACUUUCGGCCAAGUUUCGGUUUCGGCCGAAACUGAAAAGUUAACUUUCGGUUUAAUUUCGGUUUCGGCCGAAAGAGAAAAGUUAACUUUCGGUUUUUCUUCGGUUUCGGCCGAAAUUGACUUAGACUUUCGGCCAGAUGGCCGAAAGUGACUAAGGUUUUCGGUCAUUUAAUACUCAGCAAAAGCGAUAUUUAACAACAAACUAAGCGACAUUUAAGAACAAAUUAAGCGAUCUUUGAGAACAAACUAAACGAUAUUUAACAACAAACUAAGGGACAUUUAAGAACAAACUAAACGAUCUUUAAAACAAACUAAGCGAUCUUUAAGAACAAUCUAAGCGAUCUCUAAUAACAAACUAAACAAUCUUAUAGAACAAACUAAACGAUUUUUAAGACCGAACUAAAUGAUCUUUACGAACAAAACAAAUGAUUUUUAACAGUAAACUAAAUGAUUUAUAAGAAUAAACUAAGCGAUUUUUAACAGAAAACUAAAUGUUCUUUAGGAACAAACUAAAAGAUCUUUAAGAACAAACUAAUAGAUCUUAAGGAACAAAAUUAAUUAUCUUUAAGAACAAACUAAGCGAUCUUUAUGAAAAAACUAAGCGAUCUUAAACAACAAACUAAGCGAUCUUUAAGAACAAUCUAAGCGAUCUCUAAUAACAAACUAAACAAUCUUAUAGAACAAACUAAACGAUUUUUAAGACCGAACUAAAUGAUCUUUACGAACAAAACAAAUGAUUUUUAACAGUAAACUAAAUGAUUUAUAAGAAUAAACUAAGCGAUUUUUAACAGAAAACUAAAUGUUCUUUAGGAACAAACUAAAAGAUCUUUAAGAACAAACUAAUAGAUCUUAAGGAACAAAAUUAAUUAUCUUUAAGAACAAACUAAGCGAUCUUUAUGAAAAAACUAAGCGAUCUUAAACAACAAACUAAGCGAUCUUUAAGAACAAUCUAAGCGAUCUCUAAUAACAAACUAAACAAUCUUAUAGAACAAACUAAACGAUUUUUAAGACCGAACUAAAUGAUCUUUACGAACAAAACAAAUGAUUUUUAACAGUAAACUAAAUGAUUUAUAAGAAUAAACUAAGCGAUUUUUAACAGAAAACUAAAUGUUCUUUAGGAACAAACUAAAAGAUCUUUAAGAACAAACUAAUAGAUCUUAAGGAACAAAAUUAAUUAUCUUUAAGAACAAACUAAGCGAUCUUUAUGAAAAAACUAAGCGAUCUUAAACAACAAACUAAGCGAUCUUUAACAACAAAAUAAGCGAUCUUUAUGAACAAACUAAAAGAUCUCCAACAACAAACUAAAUUAUCUUUAACAACAAACCAAACGAUCUUUAACAACAAACUAAACGAUCUUUAACAACAAACUAAACGAUCUUUAUGAACAAACUCAUCGAUCUUUAAGAAAAAACUAACCGAUCAAUAACAACCAACUAAAUGAUCUUUAAAAACAAAUUAAGCGAUCUUUUAGAACCACAUUUAUAGAGACCCUGUUUUAAAAAAAAUGUAUAUUUUGCAUUAUUUCCCCUCCUCCCCCCCACAAUUAUUGCCAAAUUUUCUCCUACCACACUAAUUUUUAAAAACUUGUAAAGCAAUUUAAAUUACUUUUAUAUUAAAAUGGUAAAAUCCAAAGUAUUCAUUAGAUCAAGGGUCUCAAACUCAAAUCAUGGGGGGAGGGGGGGGGGCACAGGAAGUAGUGUUUGAAUGAGAGUGUGCCGCAUCAAGUAAUCCACAAAAAAAGCAAUUACAACUGUUACAAUCUGCUCAACCUUUAUAAAUAACAAUAAAAUCAUUAAGGGUUCUCAAGAACUGCUCACUGUUGCCAGAGACCUGGCAUGCAAAAAUAUAUAGAAACAUAAAAAAAAAAAAAAAUCAGAAUUAGACUAGUCGGUGAGAUUAGACUGAAACCGUCGCGGAGAGUCACGUUAUAGAUAUGAGAAUGGGGGAAACGGGCCGGCGCAUUUACACUAAACUUUUCUGUCAUGUAGCGGGCCGCAAAAUAUCGUCUUGCGGGUCACAAAUGGCUCGCUGGCCGCGAGUUUGAGACCCCUAAAUUAGAUUUUUAUUUAUUAAUAUUUACGAUUAUCUCAUUUUUAUAAAAAGAAUGUAAAUAUUUAUAUUUUCCCACAUCAUUUUCGAUGUAAGCAGAAUGUAUGCGGGAACGAAUUUCAAAAUAUCUUAAUAUUUCAUUUUCGGUUUCGGCUUCGGUUUCGGCCGAAAUUCAUUUUUAACUUUCGGCUUUUCUUCGGUUUCGGCCGAAAGUCAUUUUUAAACUUUCGGCCUUUUUUCGGUUUCGGCCGAAAGUCAUUUUAAACUUUCGGCCUAUUUUCGGCUUCGGCCGAAAUCAGAAAACCACUUUCGGUCGGUUUCUAUUCUACAUUUUGGUAACUUAUCAAGGCCCCAAUGCCCCCCCCCCCCCUUUAAUGUGAUUCAUUUUGUGGGCCCCUAUCUUAUCAGGGCCUUUAGGUAUGUGCCUCAUUUGCUGUUAGGUUAAUCUACCACUGACUCCAUCUGAAAAAUUAUAUUGUACAAAAAUGAACAUUCAUGAAUGUUUGCAAUUGAAAAUAAUUUCAAAUAUUUUAGCUCUCUUAUAAUUUUCACUCCUGAGUAUUUAUUCUCGUAUUGCUAAAAUAAAGGGUUUGUUUUUUAUAAUACUUGCUGUCAUGGUGUCACUAAGGGAAAACUAUAGUAAGACUAAAAAAUUCAGCUCAUGAAAUACAGGGACUACAUUUACGCAUUGCAAAAUGCAUGAUCCAUAAACAAAAACGUAACAAAAUUCACAUCAUAGUGUCUUGUAUAAAUACAACCUCCCAUACAUAUACACCGGUGCUAUCAUAAGCCUAUUUUAUUUAUCAAAUCAUUGGUGCCAAAUAUGUUUCUCAUUUUAGGAAUAAUAUGUAGAUAAAGUAUAAUAAUUAUUAAAUAAUUAUGUGAGUAUAAUGCUGCAGACUUGGAAUACAUUUAAAAACCUUUUGUGUUGUUCAUGAGAAAUUAAAAAAAACAGGCUCUAUGACAAAAAAAAUAAAAAAAUAUAAAUAUAAUAACAUUGAGAAAAUAAAUGAGUUGCACAAAUAUCAAGCAUAUUAUAAAGAAGAAAUUCUUGUUCAUGGACUUGGUACUAGGUAAAUGAGUCUUAGAUGUAAUCCAUCUGUUGACUAUUUAUUUAUAAUUAAAUAAAAAUAUAAUAAACUCACACAAUCAAUUUUUGAGUUUCCAUUUCUCAUAAUGUUCUUUACUGAUGGUAAUAAAAUUGUCUUCCCUAUAUUCUUUCAGACAGAAUAGGGGGGCGUACAUUGACUCGUCAGCUGACUGCUGCAGAUGGAACUAAAGACUUUUGGGACUUAGGUGGUGAAUGGGUUGGGAGGUAAAGAUGGGAAAUAAAACAAGUGUUUAGUUUUCUGUUUCACAGUGAUACAAGUUAAUUUUGUAAUUAUAGUUUACUCUUCUACACCUGUCAACUUGCAUGGGAUAUUAGUAAUUUGUGCCUAAUUUUGUUUCGCACUUUUUAACAUUGUAAUGCCCAUUGUUAUUUUAUGUUUUUUUUAUGGAAAUUUUUUUUUGGAAAAGUUAAAAAACUUAAUCCAACUUAACUUUAUUCGAACAAAUUUGAACUUUAAAUAUUAACAAGAAAAUGGAGAAGUAUUCUAAAGGUUUAUCCUAGAUCUUAUAUGAAUUAGUUAAAUUGGUUAAGUGUUUUGUGCACUGCUAAUGUCUCUGGGGUCAGACACCCUGGAAAUGAAAAAGAAAACUGUGGUAAUUUAAUUUAAUUAUCCUUGAGAACAGAAUUUUUAUCUAAGGGAGUUCUUCAGUAUGCUAAACUAUUUAAACAAUUCUUAAAAAAGGAUUUUAUAAUUUGUUUUAAAAUGUUAUUUUAAAAUGAAUAGUAGGCAUAAAGUUAUAAUUUACAAUAAUACUUUUCCCCCCCAUGCUUUAGGCCUCAACCUCACUUACAAUAUCUGCUGAGAAAAUUUAACAUUAACACCUUUAACCCAGUUUCUCCUCAUGAUGGAAGUCAACUUCAUAAGUCAUCAGUAUUAUCUUGGCAGACAAAAUUUGAUUUGAUGCAAUUUACAUGGAAGGUAAGUGUCACAAGAAUUAUCAGAGUUUAAACAAAAUUAGUCACCCAUUAACAAUUUUUUUUUAUAAAGCUCUGUUAUAUAAUAUAAUACAAGUUAAUUCAGCACUUUUAAAAUCUUAUUUUAGUUGAAGCGACUUAAUGAUAAAAUUUCUGGAGUUGAUCUGAAAGUAUCGGUAAAUGCUCUUGAAUGGGAUAACUGCAGUUUUGAUUACUUUAAGGAGGAAAAUCUUUGGACUGAAGGUAAUUCACUAAAAACUAUGAAGAGAUGUUAAUAACAAGAUAUGGGAAAGCUUGAAUUAUAAAUCACAAAGAUAUUACAAUCUCAAUAACAUUAUCCUUCUCUAUAUCUAUUAGGUCUGAAUAUGGUUAGAAGCUGCCCUGAAUUUUAGAUUUAUUAAAUGAUUUUUUUUUUUGUUUUUCCCUAAGUUUUCUAAGGUGCUGUUGACAGGUGAAAUGAAACUUUUGACAUCAAUUUUCAAGUUCGAGCUUAUCAUCCUUGGUUUUAACACAUAAAUUAAUAAAUCGAAUUUAGUAAAUUUUUAAAAGGUAUUCUUUUAAUGGAUUAAUGAGACAUAAGCAAUUUGUGUCUAUAAAGCAAUAUGUGUUAAGCUUUAAUUAUGAUUAGACAAUAUACAAAUUUAAACGUGUUGGCAAAUGCCUUUGUCAGUACAACAAAAAACAUUAAUAUAAUUAUAAAUUAAAUUUGCAUAAUAAAGUUAUAUCCUAUCUAUACCUAAAAAGUAAAAGAAUAAAAAUGGGAUUAAUGUCCUAGAGUGAAAUUAAUUCUUCUUGAAUCCUUGUCAUACCUUAGAGUCCAGUAUUUUUUAAACUCAUUUUUAUACAAAAUGAUCAAUUGAAUUUGUAUUCUAAAUAAUUUUUUUUUUUUUAAAUCGAAAUGAGUUAAUGAAACUGUAGCUUACAAUUAAUGUCGUUAAUUUAUUUAAUUAGAAAAAAAAUUUGAUUAUUUGUUGUAUCCUAAUUAUACCCUGUAUGUAGAGUUUUAUGUUUGUAACUGAAUUUAAUCUUUAAAAGUUUAUUUAAUUUCAGCUGCUAAAACUAUUGUCGAUUCAGCAUGCAAAUGUAUGUUUGGCCUGGCUCCAUCAGAGAUGAGUUUGUUAUAUUUUUUGAUGUAUGUUAACGCUGCUGGCGGCUUGCAAGUUUUUCUGCAUCCCAGAGAAUUCACCGGAGGAGAAUGUAGAAUCAAAGUAUUUUUUAUUAGUUGAAAUCUUUUAGAGACCAUUGAAAAUAAAUUUUCUGCUAUUUGUCCUACUUUUAGGGAAAAAUAAUGAAAGCAUAUCUGCCUUUCAGGAAAAUCAAUUAUAAAAAUAAAAUAAUAUGUAUUAAUAUUGACAAUUGUAAAAAAUUAAUACAAUAAUUGUUAUAGUGAUUCAAUUUCUUAAAAUGUUUCUAUCGUGUCAAUGUAUUUCUCAGGGAGGUGUUCAACAGUUGUCCUCACACUUGGUACACAGAUUAGGGAAAAAAUUUGUUUAUCUUAACCAACCGGUCUCACACAUUGUUCAGGUACAUGAUUAGAUGAUCUAGUUUUAUAGUUCAUGAAGGGAUAAUAGAUGUGAGGAUCACCUCAAGUAGUGUAAACUAAUGAUCACAUCAAGGAAUAUUUAUAAAAAUGUCCUUUAAUUUUGCUUUGUGAAAUUAAAAUAAUUUUGUUGUAUAAAAUGAUAUAAAUAUAUUUUUAAAUCUCUGAAUAAUAAUUUUAAAAAAACCCAAACAUAUCCUUUGCAGUCAAUUGAAGGAGCCCGUGUUGUUACUUCUAAUAACUUGCAAAUUUUAUGCCAAAGAAUUAUAAUGGCCAUACCACCCCAUCAUGCAGGUUAGUAUGUUUUGUUCUCUUAAAUAUUUAAAUAUGUCUUAAGCACUUCAUUAUAUUGAAAUAAUAAUAAUAUUAUACAAAUUGGGGAAAAUUUCUUUUUUUAUUCAUAUAUUAUUUAUCAGCUGCCAUAAACUACUCCCCGCCGCUAGCCACUGCAAAACUUGGGCUGUUACAGAGUGUUCCUCUUGCGUUUUUGGUAAAGUUUGCUGUUACAUAUGAAGAGGUUUGUAAUACAAAUUAAUAAUCGUUUCUAAAAAAAAAUUGUAAAUGCCAUCCACACAAAAAAUAACCUUAUUUAGAAUAUAAUAUAUCUAGAUUAGCCAAACACUUUUUAUGCUGCUUAAAGAAAUUGCAUUUAUACAUUUUUAAUUCUUGUAAGAAAAGUUAUAUUCAGAAUAGUAAGCAAGAGUUGCAAUGACACCACUUGGAUACUCUUAUACCACUAAAAUGUGCAACUUCUAUCACUAAUUAUUUUAAAGUUUCAAAUGUUUUUGAAUUCGGUAUCAAAACUAUGCUUAAAUUCUACAACAGGCUUUUUGGAAGCUAGACAAUGACAAGUAUCAGUAUGGAUUCCAGGCAAUUUUGGAAAAUAAUGAACUGGGUCCAGUAGGGAUUGUGUAUGAUGCUUCGUCAGGAAGAGGAAAUCCUGCACUUGCUGGUUUUAUUUCAUCAUCCCAAGGCUUAGAUGGGGAUGUAAGUCUGACAGUAAACAGAUAAAGCUCUUACUCAUCAAAAACAAUAUGAGAAGAAAAAAACAACAGUCUGGUACAAGGGUUCUUAACCUGUUCGCAGCAUUGCAAUACCCUUGAUUUAAAAACAUUUUCUACACCCCCAUCUUGAUUUAAAAACAUAUCUCUGUAUCUUCACCCAUAUGAUUAUCAAAUGCUAAUAAACUUUUACUGGGUCUUACCAUACCCCCUGACACUGCUCCCCACACCCACUGGUGGUUUCAGGCACCACUGGUUAAGACCCCUGGUCUAAUAAAAUUAAGCAAUGAAAUUACUUGAACUUCUUUAAUUUUAAAGUAAUUAAUGGUUUUUGUAUUAAUGAAUGAUCGACACAUUUUAUUAUAAAGUCUCUAAUAAUAUCUGUUACAUUACAAGUAAAUUAAAAAAAAUCAUAACUUUUAAUAUUAUUGAAAACAUUAAAAUUAAUUUGUUUAAACUGUGACAAGCUUUUUUUUUUAACGCCUUCCAAACAAGUAAUACCAGUAAUCUUAUUAUUAAGGAUAAAAUAAUUUUUUUUUUUCAGCACAUAAAAAAAAAACAGAAGGAAAAAAACACUGUUUAAAUGAAGAUUGUGCGAUUAGAUGCUAAAGGUUGUGCAUUAGAUGCUAAGAAUGUCAAUUGUUGAAAGUCUUUGAUAUAAUGUUCUUGUUAAAAUAUAUUGAACAUUUUCCUUUCAGCCUAAAAAUCGUAGAGCUAUCAUCAUGAGAUUAAUAGAAAAUCACCUGGGUCCAGAAUGUCAAAAGAUUUUGGAGUUUUCUCAAAUGGAUUGGAGUAAAGAACCAUUUAAUGGCGGAUGCUUUCUUAAGUCACUCAUGCCAGGAACUACCAAAUACUUCAAUAGUGAACUAAGGGAACCCUUUGACAGGUCACUUUAAAGAGCAGUUUUACAAAAAAUUUCACCAUUGCUUUAUUCACUUGUAUUAUUACUAAAUAACUGGUUCACUACCAUAAGCUGCUGGUUGGGCCAUCCUUUCCUUCUGUCAUGAGCCGCUUUUAACGUCUUGGUUUAUUUAAUGGUUUAACUAGUAAUAUAUUUAUAUUCUUACUUUUGUUUCGGUUAAUUUACCGCCUGGAAGAUAGUUAAAAAGCCAGUCAUUCUGUAUAAAUUUUGAACCUUUUCUAAUUUGGUGUAGAUGUGAUUACAUAAAUUAUGAGAAGUGUAAAUUAUAAUUAAAAUUUUUUGAAAUUCAAAACUUGAAGGUCAGUUGGCUAUUUUUAUAACUUUUGAAUAAUUUUCUCUUGCAAAUCAUAAUUUAAUUUAACAAUUUUUUUUUUAUCUUAAAGAAAAUUCAUUUGUCUACAAAUGAGUAUAUUACUUAUAAAAAUAUGUAAAUAAUUAAGAAAACUGCAACUGAAUGUUUGCAGAGACCUUGCAUAUGGGAAAAUAUGGCCUACAUUUAAUUCAGCCCCACACUGUUUUUCAAUGUAGUAGCUAAUUAGUUAAUAUAACUUGGGGAGUUAAAAGCUCCUUUUGCAGUUUAUUUGACUUUUGAAAAAAUAAUUAACUAGAGACUUCAGCGCCUUCCACUUAUUAUAAAUUUUUUAAUCAAAACACUCAGGGUAAGUUCAUAAUAUUUUUUUUCUUUUCAGAAUCCAUUUUGCAGGUACAGAAACUGCAACAGUUUGGUGUGGUUUCAUGAAUGGAGCUGUACAAUCUGGGUUUAGGGCAGCAACUGAGGUACCGGUAUUAAUAAAAUGUUUCAUUCCAUAAUUUAGACUUAUUUUCUUCUAACUUAGUUUUAAAAUAAAAUAUAAUACGGUACUAAUAGUGUUCAGUGUAGUUGCAUAAGAUGUUUCUAAAAUUUAAUUUGAAUAAUUGCAUCAAACUGGAUUGUAUAGCAGACCUGUUUACUCUUACGAUAUUUGCAUACAAUGUACGAUUUUUAGAUGUCUUUUACGAUUUUUUUUCAGAGACCUGAUGAAAAAUAUUUGGGUAAUUUUUUAAGAUUAAAAAUUUAAAAAAGUGAAUUUUGGGUUGUGGAAGUUUUAGCCCUUUCUAAUAAAGAUCUGCAGUGAAUGGACCGAUAAAAACUAUUGGUUGUAAUUUUUUAAAAGUUGGGAUCAUCCUUCAUUAUAUUUGCACAUACUGAUAGGGGAGGUGGGGAGGUUGUUGAUUAAGAAAUUUGUGGCAUAUUAUUGUUCAAACAGCUCUGGUGUUAGAAUUUGGCUGCAUUGACGGAUGUGCACAUUGCAUGAUUUUAAUGUUACCAUUAAUGGAAUGGGCGAUCCUUUUUGUUUUCAGUACCCUAGUUUAGCUUACUAAGUUAGUAUAUUACGAUAUGGCCUCGACAAAAAGAAAGGCACACGAAAGCGAUGAUGAAGAAGAAACAUCAACUUCUAUCGAUAAACAUCAGAUUAAAAGAAAAAGAAAGUUUAUCAGCAAAUAUUCUUGCUUGAAUAUCAGACAAAAUUUACUGAGUUGUGUUCUUCAUCAAAGGUUCCAUCUUACGCGCACUGCACAAGUCUGCAAGUCAGAAUUUUCUUUAGCAAUCAGAGGUAAAAGGAGUGGUGUUGCUUUAGGAAAUUUUGUGUAUGUCGUGGGUCUAAAUAUUUAAAUCUAUACAAUCAACACCGCCACAUAUUCAUUAUAACAGUUGGGGGAGGGGGGUUGGUGGUGGGGGGUCGGGGAGUGUCCUCGGCAGAAAGUAUGUGCGUUAUUAAAAAAUUCUACAAUAUUCAUCCCGACACUCUGAAAGUCCAAAAAUAGCAUAUUUAUAUCUCGAAUGCUGUAAAAUACCACUCAGUGUUUAGUUGGAAUUAUCGUCGUGAUGUUGUCAAGAUGUAUUUUCACAAUUGAACUCGCAAGCUAUACUCAAUAGUAGAGGUAUCAAUAACGUUUAGUCCUGCGAAUGUUCAGAGCGCGCGUGACAGAUAUUUCAUUGGGCUACGCCAGUGGUUCUAAAAUUUUCAUUUCCCUGCGCCCAUGCCAGGUUACCGAAAAUUUGUUUGAAAGAAAUUUCGCAGACGGAAGUUUGGUCGAAUUUAAAAAAAAUUAUUUUUUUUUAGUUCACACGAUAAAAUUUUCGUCAAAUUUCUUUUUGAAUGCACUAUACUGUAUAGUAAAACAAAAGAAGAUAAGAUAAGAUUCUUUUAUUGAUCCAAAUAAAUGGAAAUAAUGCGUUCAAAAAUAAAUUUCAUAGGAUCUGAGAGGGCCUUUUCAAUUUAUAAAACACAGAAAACUGCUGUUUGAUUUUUAAUACCCAUCUUCCUUUCACUCAGCUUGUGGAGGUUAUCAGACAGUAAUUUGUUAACUGGAAAUAGGCAUAAUGGAUAUUUAUUAUUAAUUUUGUUAAAACAGCUUCUCCCAAAAAAAAUAACUCUCAGGUUACUUGGUAGUUUUUUGUUUAUUUUUAAUGACGCCCCAAUUUGUUACAGCGUAGUUCAUUCUUAUUUUAAUACAUUUUCUAUUAUGCUUAUCUGACUUCGAGUUUGAACCAUGUUUAAUUUUACCAGGGAGUUUAUUUUUACGAGUGACAGACUGGGAUAAUGUGAUCUGCACGUUCACCUUAAUAUUAAUUGAUAUCUAUAGCAGAUACACAUAUGCAAAACAAAGUGAUAGCAGUUUGCAGUUAACGCCAGUCAUCUACUGUUAACCUUCAGUUCCAUUUGUGGACGUCAGCUUAACUCGAUUCCACUACUAGCUUUUUGUAUACUUUAUAUAUACUGUAUUUUUAUUAUUCACUACUAAGAUACUGUAUUGUACGAUUUAUAGACAAUAUUGUACUAUUUUAGGAGUUUUAGGGUAAACAGGUCUGGUAUAUGACAUAGACGUAUUAUUAUAUGCCAUGUGCAUGUAAUAAAAUGCUUGUCUUCCAGAAAGUUAACAAAUAUACAAUCCAACAUGUUUGAGGAUAAAAACAACUUCAGGUACAUCUGUGGACUGUUUAAUUCUCAAAUAUAACUAUAGAUGUAUAUAAUAUUUAAAUGUUGAUUUGCUAUCCUAUCACUUGAUUCUAAUUUUUAAAUUUUUCAUUAUCUAAGGGAAUUAAUAAUUAAGCAAAGAUAAUCAUUGAAAAAUUGCAAAUCGAUGUUCAAUAUUUUAUUUCCAAACAAAAAACAGGAAUAAACGAAAAUAAAUUGGAAUGCACAACAAAAUGAAGAUUCAAAUAAUUUGUUUCGUUAUUUAAGUAAAUUUAAAAAUCUGGAUUUUUUGUGCUAUAUGUUAUUGCAGGUUCUCUAUCAUCUUCGGCCAUUGAUUAUUGCCUCACCUGACCCAGAGGCACUGCAUCUUCCUGAUGAAAAUUCCACUAGCACACCGAUGAGCACAAACUGGCUAACCUGGGCAGCAGUGGGUAUGGGAUUUGCUUCUGCAGUCUAUUUUUUGGCAAAGAGUAACAAUAUGUCAUCUUCAGCAACAUUUGUGAAAAAUAUAAGACUUGUUUUUGAUGGAAGUUAACAAAUGCCUGUUUGAUUAGGUACUGUUUGAAAUAUGAAGUCUUUAUAUUAACUGAGUUAAAGGUACUUGUCUUUCAGAUUUUCUAGAAGUAUUUACAAAUAUAAUUUCCAAAACAAGUAAAUGGAAAGAUAUUGCUGAGGAUACUGAGAUGCAGAUGAUUUAUUUUUAGUGAAUGUCUGCAUUUAAUAUUUAAAAAUUCUUUGUGCCAUAAAGUUUUUACCUCUAUUUGUUGAUCAUUAUAUUUAACAAAACCAUCAUUGACAAGUUUGAUGAUACUUUAUAUGUAUGUUAAUUAAGCAGACUCAACAAAAAAAUAUGGGGUUUAAUUAAAAAGUUAAUUUUAAAAAAUCCUUUUGUUGUAAUUUAAGAUUUAAUAAAACUUUCUUUGAUAAUUUUUGGCCAUUUAGAUCGUGGAUUUAUUAUUUUUGUUAAAUGCAAAAUAAGUUAUGUUUUGGGGAAAUAUUCACUUAUAGAUUUGAAUUUUUAAAAUGUAUCAUGUAAUAAUGUUAUCUUUUUUUUUUUUUUUUUAUUUUUGUUUUUUUUAUUUUAAUUUUUUUUUUUUUUUUUUGUUUAACAUUGGUUGCUGUAAUUUAAAUAAAUAAAUAAAUAAUUGCAAUAUUUCCACUUUAAAAAAAAAAAUCCUAAAUAUAUGAAUGAUUUAAUUUUUCCGUUUGGUUUAACUUAUUAAUGUUUUCUUUUGCGUUUGGGUAUACCUGUUUUCCUGGGGACUUUUUAAAAUCUUUUGAUAGCAUAUUUUAACAUCUCUAUAUGAAUAACUCAGAGCAUGUGAGAAAAUGUAGUCUUUUUGCAGUUAUUUCAUGUCACAUUGGUUUAAAUCACAUGCAUCCAAUACCAUACUUGAUUCACUUUGUUCUUCAAAGAUUUUCAUUUUUUAAUGAUUUAUGUUAAUAAAUAACCAUGCUAAUUAUGCUGUAUGCCGUCUCCUUUUCUGGUUUGUUUUGUACUAUUUUAGCUGUACAUGCUAUUAAGUAGUGAUAAUUAAAUUUAGAUUUUUUUUAACUGGUUACAAUUCUUGUGUGUUUAAAUAGUCCAAGUUAAAGCAGU